GGAUUGAGGGUGGGGUUGCUGUUCGAAGAUGUUUUAAAAACGGUACUUGGGAGUGGUGAUGAAAGAGACAUCUUGAAUGCCAACGUAUCAGAAACUACAGAAGCCGCAGAUUCUAAAUCCAAAAGCCACACGUGCUUUAAGAGGUUCGCCACCUGAGAACUGUAAUUAGGUAGAUAGUUAAGAAUACUGCGAAUCUACCAGAAGCUCCUUGCCCCCUGGCCCCAUGUUCACGCUAGUCUCGUGGUUUCUGAUAGCUGCUCUUACAAGGCUAGCUUUGAUAUUUGACUUUACAGUGUUAAAACUUCGUGUCCCUGCUGCAGGCUGAGAAAUUAUAUCUUUUGACUUAUAUGGAGAUGUUAUAUAUUUGGGAAGAUCUGGUCAGGUUGCCAGGCUAUUUUAUAUUUGAAACAUGAUGAUUUGACAUUUGUAAAUUGAUUUGUUUUCCCUUCCUUUUAGUCUCACCGCCGACUUUUAGUACGAAAAUCUGUAAAGAGCUACUCUUAGAUGAUCUAGUUUGUCGUCUUCGAUUGAGGCUGAUUGGCUCGGAAGCACUUUAGAUAAUGGCAACUUUGGUUUAUGAGAACUUUUCUCGAAACUGUGUAUCUGUUCUGGCAUCAAGCGGUCCUUAAACGUGGAGGGGGAGGGCCUUCUCACAGGCCUUCUCUUUAGCAAUAUUUUCACCAAGUCCCUCCCUGGUUGCCACAGUUUCAGGUUGUACCGUGUCUCCGUAUUAUGGUGUAAUAGAAUGAGAUUGCUGUUUGAUUGUUUCAGUAGAUUUGUUGGAGAUAUUCAAUUUGUUCUUAUGCCCCAAAUCAAUACAAAUCUUUGGAGCUCAAAAGGAAUAGAAAUAGUGUUGGCAGAAGAAUGACUUUAAGAGACGUAGCAUUUAAAAAAAAUCAGUCUUUUGUGAAAAUUGUAAUUUUCAAGUUUUCUCAUUUUAAAUAAUAGUGGCAGCUGUUUGCUUCUGUGGGAGAUAUUUCUGUGUUCCAUAUCGUAUGGAAUAUUAUGAGAGAAAAGUGAAGUAAUGCUGUGCUUCCCAUGUUUCUCUGAUAAGCAUCAUCUGCUAACCAUGCAGAUUACCAAUAGGCUUUUUUCCAUUAUGAUUGCAUUCAGAUUGGGGGCCAGAGACCUGUUUAAGUGCAUUCUAGGUGAUGCUUAUCAAGGAGGAGAGGAAAGCACAAAACUCAGGUGGUUCCCAGUAUGAUCCCCAGUGAGUUCACCUGUGCUAGUUUAUUUAAUCUUCACAACCACCCUAGGAGAAAGGAAUGCCUGACCUUAUUUUAUAAUUAAAAAAAAACAAAAACCUGAGACUGCCCAAGGUUAAGUGACUUAGAUUGGAUCACAGGAGGGUCGCUUCACUUCUGCCUUGCAGGGGUCCCAGGAAGCCUCUGUAGCAGAUGUUCCUCACAGGUUCUUCCAUUCAUUUGCUUGUCUUUCUCCUGUGCCUUCCACCCGCUCACUUGUAUCCCCCUCUCCUAUCUGAACACACCUUCUUAAUUACGCCUCAGGCUUGGCUUCUUGAGCAGAUGCUCUACAUACUUUGUCUUUCCUCUUGUUAGUUUCAGACUUUCAACAGUUAUCUUCUAUCUUCUCCACAUCUUUGACAUGCCCCUUGGGUGGGUUGUGUCUGGCCAGGUUUACAAGGGCCUGUUAUUGCCAAUAGCUUAUGUUCUGAAUGUUCUUUUCAUUCUGAAUAUAUUUUCAGGGAAGUUCCUUUUUGCCUGGAAGAAAUCUUCGCAGGGCUACCUCCUCACUAUCACUGUUGAAUCUCUCUCUCCUGCUUAUCCUAACUACAGUGGAUAACAGCAUACACCACAGUUUCCAGUUGAACCCUGAUGAGUUAAAGUGUUUAACUUGGAGUGCACUUGAUGUAUAGAACAGGAUGUGUGCAUUGAACAUAACAGUAUUUUUGUAGAAAGCUGUAUUUAUGGUUCCAUGUCAGGGUGUCAGAAGCACAGUUCUCACUGUAGUGGGGUAGCAGGUAUUUUUUCUCCUGAUGGUGACUGAAUUGGUCAGGAACUUGGCUGCCAGACAGGCGGUCAGGCUAAGAAGCAAUGAUAUUUUGCGGGUGAAGAUAUGAUAAAAGAGAGUGAGGAGCAGUAGGAUCUCAGUCUCUUCCCCGUGUUCAUAUUUCUUUUUUUCUUUUUGGAGAUCUUUUGGUCAUCCCAGGAGGAAUGGGCAGCUUACCACUUACUACCACAACCUUCUGCAUCUGAUCAGGGUUUUCGUCUUCCUGGACCUUUGGGAAAAAGGAGAAGGAAAGCACCCAACCUUUAGGAAGUUUCUUAUCAUGAACACUAGAAAGCUGAGUGAAGAGUCUCUUCCGUGUUCUCUCUUCUUCCCCCUUUUACCUGAGAUGCAAUGUGCAAGGGGGAUCAUUUCAUCCAGUUGCACAGAGUAAUGUUGGUUUUUGAAGAAUUCUUUAAACAUUGACUUACUUUUUAUGUGAUUGGGGAUGCAAAGAUCUGUGGGAGAUGAGAGAAUAAGGCCUCCAGGAGAGGAAAUGGCAAGGAAGCUGGCGAUUUCUCUAAAGGAAGCAAUGUUAUUCUCACCCCCGUGGCGUGUGGAAGCAGGCCUGGAAUUGGUGUGGUUGUGGGUCAUGGUCAUGACCAUGUGCUUUAAUGGGGCAACAAAAGGGGCAGAGAAUGGUUUUGCAGUGGCUCUUGAGUGACUUUCUGCAGUCAUCUAUAUGGUGGAACUUGAAAUUCAGCCAAUAUUUAUUGCAUCCUUACCAUGUACAGGAGAUGUUCUAGGUAGGGUGUGCAGCAUUGAACAAAACACAUUCUCUGCUCUUACAGAGUUUAUGUUUCUGUGGGAAAUGGAAUCAAUAAAUCAGAUAUAAAUAUAUGGGAAAACACUUUUCGGAUAGAAUGAGUGUUAUGAAGACAGUUCAUUGUGGGGGUGUGCCAGACAGGGUCUGAGGGAAGCUGGUUUAGGGCAGUCAGAGAGCUGCCAUGAGGGGGUGGUGUAUGAAGAAAGAUAGGAGUGAUGAGAAGCCAGUCAAGUGAAGAGCAUUCUAGGCAGAGGAAACAGCGGCCGCAGAGGCCCGGAGGCAUAAAUGAAUUGUGGAUGUUUGAAGAACUUGGAGAAGAGUACAAAAGGGCAAGCUAGGAGCAGAGGAAGUCAGUGAGCACUUGGAAGUGAAGAAGCAGCACAACCUCUUAUCUUGGAUAAUUUCUAGUGGACAGUAUAGCAGCAGCCUUCUGGGCCUCCGGUGCCCUUACCACAUUCUACACCCUUACGAACAGAAAGGACCUCUGGGAAACAGAUUCCUAAAAGUGCAGGAAGGGGAAGAAGUGGGGCCAGCAUUUGCUGCACAUGUCCUAAAGGUCAGGCUCGCUGUCUCGCUGUCCUUGUUACCUCAAUAAACUAGGUGGGCCAGCCAUGAGAGGGUACCUUUUGGCCAUCUUCCUGAGUGCUGUCUUCCUCUAUUAUGUGCUGCAUUGUAUAUUGUGGCGAACAAAUGACUACGGGGUGACACCUAUGGAAAUGAAGCAGAGAAAUAAGAUCCGGUCUUGUUUAUCAAAGCCAGCUUUUGCCUCUCUCCUGAGGUAUCAUCAGUUUCACCCUUUUCUGUGUGCAGCUAAUUUUAAAAAUACUGCUUCCUUCUACGGUAGCGAUAAGUUUGAUUUGCCCUAUGGGAUGAAAGCAUCAGCCACACACUUUCGACUUGCUCUUUGGAAACUGCCGAAUUGUGAUAUCUUUGAUGAGUUUGACAAUGUGCCAUGUAAGAAGUGUGUGGUGGUUGGUAAUGGAGGAAUUUUGAAGAAUAAGACAUUAGGAGAAAAAAUUGACUCCUAUGAUGUAAUAAUAAGAAUGAAUAAUGGUCCCGUUUUAGGACAUGAAGAGGAAGUUGGGAGAAGAACUACCUUCCGACUUUUUUAUCCAGAAUCUGUUUUUUCAGAUCCUAAUCACAAUGACCCUAAUACUACGGUGAUUCUCACUGCUUUUAAGCCGCUUGAUUUAAAGUGGCUGUGGGACUUGUUGACAGGUGGAAAAAUAAGCCCUAAUGGUUUUUGGAAGGAGCCAGCCUUAAAUCUGAUCUAUAAACCUUAUCAAAUCAGAAUAUUAGAUCCUUACAUCACCAGAAUGGCAGCUUACGAACUGCUUCAUUUCCCGAAAGUAUUUCCCAAAAAUCAGAAACCCAAACACCCGACCACAGGCAUUAUUGCCAUUACAUUGGCAUUUCACAUAUGUCAUGAAGUUCAUCUUGCUGGCUUUAAGUACAACUUUUCUGACCUCAAGAGCCCUUUGCACUACUAUGGGAACGCCACCAUGUCUUUGAUGAGUGAGAAUGAAUAUCACAAUGUGACUGCGGAGCAGCUCUUUCUGAAGGACAUUAUAGAAAAAAACUUCGUAACCGACUUGACCCAAGAGUAACCCUACAGACUCAGAAGAUAAUGCUAACAGUAUUAGUUUUAUUUUUAUACUGCAAUUUUUAGUUUAUUUUUAAAUAUGUUGGAUGUACUUGUCAAGAAAUUAUGUGUAUUAAGUCUGUUGCUGCCUGGUGAUUCAUAACCACCAGCUUAAUUUCUGUGAAUAUAUUUAAUUUAUGGAAACCAAGAUGUUAAGAUAUCAGGGAAAGUGAACUUUUCAUUGCCUUGUUUAAAAAUAAGCUAGUUUUCUGAGGUGUUUUUAACUAUAGUUAGUUCAUCUUAGACUUCUGAAGGGACGUUGACUUCCUAGUAAAUAAGGGGGGUUAGUUUACUACAACAAAUUUUGAAUGUAACAGGACAUUUUGAGAGGUUCAUCUGGCUACUGUAAAUUGGUAGGGAACUGGUGUGCAGCAGUUCCUUGAUGUAGUGUACUGGACCCACUUCAAGUGUAUAACUCUAGUUCCUUUUAGUUAUAUCUGAGGAACAGGACUGGAAUCUUAAACCAGACCUGACGCGUGGAUGGUUAUGGAAAUCUAAGAUCAUACUGGCUGAAUUAAGCAUUUUUCUCCUGCAGUUAAGUAAACCAUGAUUAUGAUCAGUAGUUUGGUAGAAUGAAGAUUUUUUUUUUCAAGUCAAAAGAAACAGGAUAAACAUGAAACUCUGGAUAAGUAAAUAACCAAAGACUGCAGUUCUUAAAGCGUGGUGACUUCAUUAUUUUAAAGAAAUAAAGUUUAUACAAAGAAGCUGAAGUAGGCAAGCUCAAGAAGGAGAAAAUUUGUAAGCAGUAUUUUUUGCCUGGCUUAUUAAUUCAUUACAUUUUCGAAGCUUAUUUGAAGUAAAGUAAAAAAGACAAGACAAGAAACAAAGAAGACAAGAACGAGUAAACCUUUAGAAGAGUCAAGCUGUUUCUGGAUUUCAAUGGCACUUUCAUGACAAAACCAGCUGUCCACAUGAUUCAGUCACAUCUUCAAAUGGAAAGCUUACCUAGGGUGCACCAGAAAAGACUUGUGGGAUGCAGACAAGCCAGUUGGACUAAAGUGUGCCAAAAAAGAAGAGGAGGAGAUGAGAAGAAGAAACUAGUUACAAGUUGGAUUAUAUGAGAACUGGUGCCACAGUUGACCUAAAAAUAUCCAACUCUUACUUAGAUAUUGCAGUUUAGGGAUUUCAAGUUCAGAACCAAAAGGCAAAGCCAGUAGGUAAUUUUUUUUUUUUUUAAAUAAACAGAACUUCACUGAUUUCUCUUAAGAGGGUUGAAAAGCUUUUAUUGUCCCACCUAAUCUAGUUGUUCUUUCUAAUCCUAUUAUCUGACAUGGUGUUUUCCCAUAACCCUCUUGCUCUCCAGGUAACAAUGUGGAGCCCAGGGAAAGAGGUUCAAGCUUUAUUACAUUCCACAGAAUUAUGGCCACAUUCAUAUUUAAAUAAGCUCAUUUUCUGCUCCCUCUUGUGGAUGGGAGGGAGAAGGGCAAAUGUAUACAUAACAUAUUUUCAAUUACGGUAUAAAUCUACUCGAACCAUUUCAACAGCAAAUAAACCCAUUGUUCAAUGCAAAGUGCAAAUAGCGAAACGUGAACUUAAAUAACUGGGCUAGACCCUGCAUACACAAUAGGACCUAUUUAGAUUUACAGCUUUUAAUACAAUAUAAAUCAGCAUUCACAAUAUCUUACCUUCAACUGUGCUGGUUCCUAAGAUCAAGUAACAGCGAAGUCAGUGUAAUUUUAUGAAACCUUAAGGGCCACAUUUCCUGUACCACUAUCUGAUUCUAUUUUUAUAACUGCAUUAACAGGAAAAAAUUUAACCCAGUAAGUCACAGUGACUUUUUUUUUUUUAACAUGUUUCAAGCAAAGAAUAAAAAAAUCAAGGGAAUUUUGUAAAAAAAUGGUUACCUUCACAUUUUCAGUUGUUACUUGAUUGUCUCCAAAGCUGUAUAUGUAUCAGACAUAGUAACAUUAAAAAAAAAAUUCUAAUAUGAAAACGAAUUAAAAAGUACAAACCAGAACAA
Bubalus bubalis (water buffalo) is the source of this 6375-nucleotide messenger RNA. It is a transcript of the gene ST3GAL6, whose product is annotated as ST3 beta-galactoside alpha-2,3-sialyltransferase 6. Lineage: Eukaryota; Metazoa; Chordata; Mammalia; Artiodactyla; Bovidae. The transcript has 13 exons. Bases 3385 to 4380 code for a protein of 331 amino acids. Gene Ontology annotation, molecular function: beta-galactoside alpha-2,3-sialyltransferase activity. Gene Ontology annotation, biological process: glycolipid biosynthetic process. The record is from RefSeq and is a predicted model, not a curated record.